AUUUUAGCUUCUGAAACCAGAGUACCUCAAAGGAUAUAAUUAUGGCAGGAAACGACAGAGUAUCUUUAAAUGAUGCUCUGUCUAAUGUUGAAGUUUUGGAUGAAUUACCUUUACCUGAUGAGCAGCCCUGCAUUGAAGCCCAACCAUGUUCAGUGGUUUACCAGGCUAAUUUUGAUACUAAUUUUGAAGAUCGAAAUGGUUUUGUUACAGGAAUUGCGAAAUAUAUAGAGGAGGCAACUGUUCACGCGAGUUUGAAUGAGCUUUUAGAUGAAGGACAGGAACAUGCUGUUAUGCUAUAUACAUGGCGUUGUUGCUCCAGAGCUAUACCACAACCAAAAUCCAACGAGCAACCCAAUAGAGUUGAAAUCUAUGAGAAAACAGUGGAAGUACUAGCUCCAGAAGUUAAUAAACUGUUGAAUUUCAUGUACUUUCAGGUACAAAAAUUAUGUUUAUCCUUUAUUUGUUUAUGGAAGAUUGUUUUGUUUAUUAUGCCAAGCAAUGAUAAAUAUUUGUUUAAAUGGCUCUUGCUAGUGUUUAAAAAUUUUUUUAUUACCUCAUGUAUUCUUGUAUG
Messenger RNA from Leptinotarsa decemlineata (Colorado potato beetle), 571 nucleotides. Its product is annotated as cytoplasmic FMR1-interacting protein-like. The record is from RefSeq and is a predicted model, not a curated record. Lineage: Eukaryota; Metazoa; Arthropoda; Insecta; Coleoptera; Chrysomelidae.